Messenger RNA from Paramecium octaurelia, 1123 nucleotides. The record is from the annotation of a GenBank genome assembly. Lineage: Eukaryota; Ciliophora; Oligohymenophorea; Peniculida; Parameciidae.
AUGAUGAUUUUCAUCUAUUUCAUAUUUUUGAAUACAUCAUAGUCAUUUGAAAUAUAAGGAUUAGAUCCCUUUUACUAGGUAGAACAUUAAUUUGUCAAGAUUAAGGAUGAUGCAUUUAUACAAGAAAAAUAUUUUGGCUAUGGUAUUUGUUCUAAAUAUAAUCCGCUAAGUGCGAUAUCUUAAACUGGUCCAAUUAGAUUGUUUGAUAGUAAUUUUAUUAGCUUUAUCACAUACUAGAUAGGACAAGCAAUGAAAUAAAUUUAAUGUAUUACGACUGUUUAGAUUAUUAGGCAAACAAAAUAAUAACAAAGACAAUAAAGUUUGUAAACAAUGAAGAUGAAUAGAAAGAGUAUGAAAUUUAGGUUGAUAUAUUCGAAUAUGAAAGCUUUUGGUAUUUUCUUGAAGUGCUUUAAUGGCCAUUACAAAAACGAUUAGAAAUAUUGAUAAUAUCAUAAAUUAAAAUAAUGAUUCAUAUUAUUGAUAAAAUAAAAUACCCCUUUACGGGAAUUGAUCUCCAAUUUACUUUUGGAAGUAGCUUGAUUGUAAGUUCUUCAAGGAUAAAAUCGAUUUAAAAAGAUUAAAAAUUCUCGUACUUUCCUGGAACUAUUAUUUUAUAAAAGUUUCAGAUAUUAGAUGUUUUAACUAUCAUUGAUUGGUUUGAUUAUGUGAAAAGUGUUUUUGCUAAAUUACGAGAUAUGUUCGUGCUAAUCAAAUAGUAACAUAAGAAUUCAAGAUUAGAACAGUGACUCUUAAUUAAAAGGAGAAUUUGUAUCAGAAAAUUAAAAUUGUGAUUCUUUUGUUUUCUCAGGGUAUGUAAAAAUUAAAGAAAUUAUUAAGGAAGACAAUCGAAUUUAUAUUUCCAUAUCUAAAAUUAGCAGUUAAUUUAGAAGAUCCAAUUUUAUCUGGUGAUAACUUAUCCCCUCUUUAAAUUCAAUAUAGGUUCUCAAAUUUUUAGAAUUAAAUAAUUGUAACAACUUAUAGCUACACUUUUCCUAUGGUUUCAAUUGAUUUUUCUAAUAAUCCAUUUCUAAUAAUGAAAUCUUUUAAUAUUAGCCAUAACAUCCAUUUUAUGGCAUAAAAUUUAACUUAAAUUGAUAAGAAAUGUAAUGAAUCUAUAAAUUGA